This is a messenger RNA of Chelmon rostratus (copperband butterflyfish), 1665 nucleotides long. RefSeq lists its product as uncharacterized. Bases 64 to 1665 code for a protein of 533 amino acids. The record is from RefSeq and is a predicted model, not a curated record. Lineage: Eukaryota; Metazoa; Chordata; Actinopteri; Chaetodontiformes; Chaetodontidae. The transcript is spliced from 9 exons.
UAAGCUAGCUAACGUUAGCUUAACUUUACUGCUCACCGGCUGUGUUCCCGCUCUCAAACAAACAUGUCGGAGGAGACCAUCAGUUUGUAUGAUUUGUUGAACUUGUCCAUCGGGACACCUCAGCAGGGAGCCGUCAACUUCAGCGCCCUUCACGCCCUGCUCCAUGCCGUCCUGAGGCAGCUGGAUAUCCGGGAGAUGAAGACCCGCUGGAGGGACACUCCUCCCGGCGGCGGACCCCUUGAUGCUGCGGCGGGUGUCACCGCUCCCAAACGGGACCAGCACGCAGAGGAGGACGGGUACACGGGUCAGGGGGACACGGCGGAGCACGCGGCUCAACCGGGCACCGAGCUGCGGGAGCGGAUAGCCUCUUCAUCCCCGACCCCCUCCUCCGGCCCCGCGGCGGACGACCACUGGAAGAUCCGGUCCCGCAUCCAGACCUGCGAGGACGACGUGUCCAAAGCCAUGACGCUCAUACAGGAGCUCCACAACCAGAAAGACGACCUGAAGGAAGAGAUAAAAGAGCUAAAAGAGCUCCGCCACCAGCAGGAGACGCUCGGUGCUCAUGCAGAGACGGCCGUCGCUGUGGAGAAGUGCUGCCACCGUGUGGACGUCCUGGAGGAAACUGUGAGAUCUCUGAGGGACGCCGUUCACAAGUAUCCAGACCCAGAGGAGCUGAGUCAGUGCGUGACCUGGGACGCCGUGCAGUCAGCUCUGCUCGGUGACAGAGAAGGCCGUCAGAAGGAGCUUUCAGGGGUUUCCACAAGUGUCGAGCCCACAUACACACCUCUCAACAGCAGCUUCACUGCUGUAAACACUGCACCUUCUCAUGCCAGCACGCCCUCCCCCCCGCACCUGGUCCAGGACGCUGGGAGGCCAGCGACCCCUAGUUCUCCAUCCAUUUCUGCACAGAUUUCCACUCUCGGGGAAGCGACGGACACCCACACACCCACAGAGGCUCCUUCAGUCCCGUCAGGGUCCCUGUCUCGAAAGACCAGCAGCUCAGAGCGCCACCCGGAGGCGAUGGAGGCCCUGAGGAGCAUCGGCAAAGUGAAGGAGACCUUCAACAAGCUGGAAGCUCGUGUUGUGGUGCUGGAAGAAGGAAAGGUGGAGCAGUCACAGCUGACGCAGCUCAGAGAGCUCAUCGCUAACAAAGGUUCGCAGGAUUUGUCGAAUAACCUGAUGGAUCAACUGAGCCAGCACAGAGCUCUGAUAGACGGCCUGAUGAGUGACUGGGAAAAGAACGUGGAGCUGGUGAACGAUGUACAGAAGGCGAUCCUGCAGCUUCAAGCAGAGGGUGAAAAACUGCAGGAAGCCACCAGGUGUCUGCACGAGGACAACAGACAGAAGCAGAGCUGCAUAGAGGAACUGUACAAAACGACGGAGGAGCUGGAGGAGAAGAAGGCGGACAAGCAGAUGGUUGAGAGUGAAAUUAAAGCAGAUAAAUGUGCUCUGGAGAGCAAAGUGAGCCGUCUGCAGUUCGACUCCGUGACGGAGCAGCUCAGCGCCAUGUUCCACGAGCUGCUGAACAGGGUGAGCGGCCAGGAGCGGGACUGGCACCAAGUCGUCGACAAGCUCUCCGCCGAGAUGGAGUGUAAGGUAAAGCAUCGUCCCAGCGAUAGAUGUGAGCGAACCGUGACAAUCCGUGACGUGACGUCUGACCCGUGA